Molecule: messenger RNA, 2264 nt
Organism: Perca fluviatilis (European perch)
Lineage: Eukaryota; Metazoa; Chordata; Actinopteri; Perciformes; Percidae
Gene: pdcd4b
Product: programmed cell death 4b
Exons: 12
Coding region: 192-1616 (474 amino acids)
Biological process (GO): negative regulation of DNA-templated transcription
Cellular component (GO): cytosol; nucleus
Source: RefSeq, a predicted model, not a curated record
CAAUCAGAGAAAGAAAACACAGACCUACGUUCCUGCGUUGCUGGGUAGAUAAAACAAAAAACAACAGGAUUCGUGUUAAGAGUUGGAAGCUUUGGACGCAACAGACGGUCAGUUUUCAUCGUGAGGUUUUAUUUGAAAUAAUUUGUUUGCACGCUGCUCUGCUGCAAAAUCUCUUUUCUGUUAAAAAAAAAAUGGCAACUGACUGCGAGGCCUGGCUGAACGCAAACCCCGUUGCAGAGGCGGAGGACCUGAGUGACUCCUUUUUAUCUGGAGAGGAAGACAAUGCGGGAUUCGUUGUCAACAAAAACUUCAGAAAUGAGAUAAAUGGCAACUUGCUGUCCUCGUCUAGCAUCAGCAUCCACGAAGCACGUCUCAAGGCGAAGGCCAAGCGGAGGCUGAGAAAGAACUCCUCCAGGGACUCCGGCAGGGGAGACUCUCUCAGCGAUAACGGGGACGUGGUCAGUGGAACCUCGGUGGCACCCAGCAGCCCUAAGAGCAAGCUGCUAGACAGAAAGUCCCGACUGGGCAAGGGCAGAGGUCUGCCAAAGAAAGGUGGGGCUGGAGGAAAAGGUGUGUGGGGCCGAUCUGGUGAAGUUUAUGAACUGGAGGAGGUGGAUCAGAAAGACCCCAACUAUGACGAAGCUCAGGAAAACUGUGUGUAUGAGACUGUGGUUCCCCCGCUGGAUGAGAGGGACUUUGAGAAGACAGUCACCCCCAUAGUGCAAGAGUACUUUGAACAUGGAGACACAAAUGAAGUAGCGGAGCUGCUUGCAGAACUGAACCUGGGACCGAUGCAGAGCAAAGUGCCCUCGCUGGCUGUGUCGCUGGCCCUGGAGGCCAAAGCCAGCCACCGGGAGCUCACCUCCAGGCUGCUGGCCGACCUGUGUGGGCCGGUGCUGUCCCUCAGCGACAUGGAAAAGUCCUUCGACCAACUGCUCCUAGAGCUGCCCGAUCUGGUCUUGGACACACCUGGAGCCCCACAGUUGGUGGGCCAAUUCAUUGCACGCGCUGUGAGCGACCAAAUAUUGUCCAAGAGCUACAUCGAUGGCUAUAAAGGCAGAGUUGACUGUCAAUACACAAGAGUGUCACUAGACCGGGCGGCGGUGCUGCUGAGGAUGAGUAUGGGUGGCCUACGCAUAGACAACCAGUGGGGGACAGGCGGGGGCCAGAGACCUGUCAUACAGCUCAUUAAAGAGAUGAUCCUGCUGCUGAAGGAGUACAUUCUGUCUGGAGACAGCAAGGAGGCUGAGAAGUGCCUGAAAGAUCUGGAGGUUCCCCAUUUCCACCAUGAGUUUGUCUAUGAGGCAAUUGUGAUGAUGUUGGAGUCCAAAGGAGAGAAAACAUUGAAAAUGAUUCUGCAGUUACUCAAGUCCCUGUCUGUCUCUUCCGUCAUCAAUAUAGACCAAAUGAGAAGGGGCUAUGAAAGAGUUUAUAUGGACAUUGCUGAAAUCAACAUUGAUGUCCCUCGUGCAUACUUCAUCCUGGAGCAAUGUGUUGACAAAAGCUUCAGUAUGGGAAUCAUUGAUGUAAAGUUAAGAGAUCUUUGUCCCUGUCGAGGCCGGAAGAGAUUUGUCAGCGAGGGAGAUGGUGGUGUUGUCAAACUUGAAAGUUACUGAGGAGCCCUUUUUUAAUGUGCCAGAUUUCCCGGAAAGAAGAGGACAAAGCUACUUUUUUACUUGCAUAUUUUUCAAAAUAUUGGGGUAAAAUGUUUUUCCCAAAAUAAUGUUCAUUUCUAAAAUUGGAAAAAAAAAAACUGCACUUUUGAUUGAAACUGAAGUAGAUCACUUUCUUCAAGGUGUUUCAAUAUAAACAUAUACAUAAGCUAACCCUUAAAGUGCCACACCUCGCAGUGUCAGUCAUUCCAUGUUGUUUUUGUACAGUAUUUUCUUGAUUUCACUGCCACUCCUUUUGUUUUGUAGAAAGCAGUGUUUGUACUGAGAUGACUUGUUUGUGUCAAAAGCUUUAUAAAGGGGGGUAUAAAAAAAUAAAGAAAAGGGGAGCACGUUGGUUAAAUGCAAUACUAGCUCCAUAACUAGCUGCUGUUUCUAUGCUGUGCUUGACUAUUUUUCUUUUUACCCUUUAAAUUACACACAUGUCAUUGUUGAAGGUAUCAAGACAAAAACAAAUACCAGUUGGGUAACUUCAGAAAAUAGUGUUUAGAGUGUUUAUUUUUUAUAUCUGGGGAGUACUGGUGUUGUAAAUGUACCAGUAUUGGACCUUGUUUGUUCAUUAAAUCGCUAUUUAAAAAAAAAAAAAAAAAAAAA